UACGGACGUCACGCAGGACGCCGCUGCCCUGACGCUCCGCCUUUGCAUCCCCCACUGAGCCCUUAGUAGCUGGCGUUGGCCCUCAGUGGGGAAGCAGGCUUUUUCCCUUCGGAGGCCAGGGGUCCCGCAGCCUCUAUCCUACCUGGCCUGGCCUGGCGCUGCCCAGCGCGUCCGUGCCUCCGUCAUGGAUCUGAAUUUAAACCGAGCGGAUUAUUUACAGGUGGGAGUGACCUCUCAGAAGACUAUGAAGCUGCUUCCUGCUUCAAGAUAUAGAGCCACACAAAAGGUGGUUGUUGGAGAUCAUGAUGGAGUAGUUAUGUGCAUUGGCAUGAAGAAAGGAGAAGCAGUGACAGUCUUCAAGACUUUACCUGGGCAGAAGAUUGCCAGAUUGGAACUAGGAGGGGUUCUUAACACGCCCCAGGAGAAAAUUUUUAUUGCUGCAGGAUCUGAAAUUAGAGGCUUCACAAAGAGAGGAAAACAGUUUCUCUCUUUUGAAACAAACCUCACUGAAAGCAUUAAAGCUAUGCACAUAUCUGGCUCAGACCUUUUUCUCAGUGCAAGUUAUAUCUAUAACCAUUAUUGUGACUGCAAAGACCAACAUUAUUACCUUUCUGGAGACAAAAUCAAUGACGUCAUCUGCCUUCCAGUGGAAAGAGUACUUCGUGAUGUACCGGUGUUGGCCUGCCAGGACAGAGUACUCAGAGUUUUACAGGGAUCUGAUGUGAUGUAUGAAAUUGAAGUUCCUGGCCCACCUACUGUUUUAGCCCUACACAAUGGAAAUGGCGGUGACUCUGGAGAAGACCUUUUGUUUGGAACGUCAGAUGGAAAACUUGGGCUUAUUCAGAUCACUACAUCCAAACCAAUACACAAGUGGGAAAUUCGAAAUGAGAAAAAGAGGGGAGGUAUUUUGUGUAUUGACAGCUUUGACAUUGUGGGUGAUGGGGUUAAAGAUUUACUUGUUGGAAGAGAUGAUGGAAUGGUGGAAGUGUAUAGUUUUGAUAAUGCAAAUGAGCCUGUUCUACGAUUUGAUCAGACGUUGUCUGAGAGUGUCACAUCUAUCCAGGGUGGUUGUGUAGGGAAAGAUGGCUAUGAUGAAAUCGUGGUAUCCACAUAUUCAGGCUGGGUUACAGGUCUGACGACAGAGCCUAUUCACAAGGAAAGUGGACCGGGAGAAGAACUAAAAAUUAAUCAGGAGAUGCAGAAUAAAAUUUCUUCGUUACGGAGUGAGUUGGAACAUCUGCAAUAUAAGGUACUACAGGAAAGAGAGAAAUAUCAACAGUCUUCUCAAUCAAGCAAAGCAAAAUCAGCAGUACCUUCAUUUAGUGUAAAUGACAAGUUUACAUUAAAUAAAGAUGAUGCCAGCUACAGCCUUAUCUUAGAGGUUCAGACGGCGAUAGAUAAUGUCUUAAUACAAAGUGAUGUUCCAAUAGAUUUACUAGAUGUGGAUAAAAAUUCUGCUGUUGUCAGCUUUAGCAGCUGUGAUUCUGAGUCAAAUGACAACUUUCUUCUCGCCACUUAUCGGUGCCAGGCAAAUACCACGAGGCUGGAACUAAAGAUUCGCUCAAUUGAAGGCCAGUAUGGGACACUUCAAGCAUAUGUGACUCCAAGAAUUCAACCCAAAACAUGUCAGGUCCGCCAGUACCUUAUCAAACCCCUUUCACUCCAUCAAAGAACUCACUUUAUUGAUCAUGACAGACCCAUGAAUACACUGACUUUGACAGGCCAGUUCAGUUUUGCGGAACUUCACUCCUGGGUGGUUUUUUGCCUGCCUGAAGUUCCUGAAAAACCUCCAGCAGGAGAAUGUGUGACAUUUUACUUUCAGAACACCUUCCUGGAUACACAACUUGAAAGUACCUACAGAAAAGGUGAAGGAGUUUUUAAAUCUGACAACAUUUCUACUAUAUCCAUCCUAAAAGAUGUGCUCUCUAAAGAAGCUACAAAAAGGAAAAUUAACCUCAACAUAUUAUACGAGAUAAAUGAAGUAUCAGUCAAACACACAUUAAAGCUAAUCCACCCAAAGCUGGAGUACCAGUUGCUUUUGGCUAAGAAAGUGCAAUUAAUUGAUGCUUUAAAAGAAUUGCAGGUUCAUGAGGGAAACACAAACUUUCUGAUACCAGAAUAUCGCUGUAUCCUAGAAGAGGCAGAUCACCUACAGGAAGAAUACAAAAAGCAACCUGCACAUCUUGAAAGACUCUAUGGCAUGAUCACCGAUCUUUUCAUAGAUAAGUUCAAAUUCAAAGGCACCAAUGUAAAAACCAAAGUGCCUCUUUUACUGGAGAUUCUGGACAGUUAUGACCAAAAUGCAUUGAUUGCUUUCUUUGAUGCUGCAUGAAAUAUAAAUAAGGUAAAGUUCCAAAGAAGUUGUAUGUUUAAAUUAAAAAUGUUAAAAUAGAAUUGCAAGCUAACUGUAUAUACUUUUAUUUCAAGUGCGUUUUUUAAUAUUAUCUAAAAAUAUAUG
Lagenorhynchus albirostris (white-beaked dolphin) is the source of this 2458-nucleotide messenger RNA. It is a transcript of the gene BBS7, whose product is annotated as Bardet-Biedl syndrome 7. Gene Ontology annotation, molecular function: protein binding. NCBI's taxonomy places the organism in Eukaryota, Metazoa, Chordata, Mammalia, Artiodactyla, Delphinidae. The record is from RefSeq and is a predicted model, not a curated record. Gene Ontology annotation, biological process: intracellular transport; non-motile cilium assembly; intracellular protein localization. Gene Ontology annotation, cellular component: neuron projection; BBSome; membrane. The transcript has 19 exons. The coding region runs from base 185 to 2332 and encodes 715 amino acids.